Frankliniella occidentalis (western flower thrips) is the source of this 2230-nucleotide messenger RNA. RefSeq lists its product as uncharacterized. The record is from RefSeq and is a predicted model, not a curated record. Bases 720 to 1850 code for a protein of 376 amino acids. The transcript has 7 exons. Lineage: Eukaryota; Metazoa; Arthropoda; Insecta; Thysanoptera; Thripidae.
AGACAGGCCCUUAGGGGUUAUGGUUUUGUUUCUUGUCAAGCGUUUACGUGCACAUUAUGCCCAAAAAAUCUAUAAGAAAACGCUUAACCACGAGGAAGAACAGGCCGACCUAUGGAAGAAAAAAGAGAGAGAAAGAAAAUGAACUCGCUAAUUUUUCAUGGAAACUUUUAUUGACAACAAAAAAACCCAACAAACGACCUAUUUGUAGUUGUAGAAGUUGAAGUAUCGUUGGUGAAAUGCACUCUAGAUAGCAGACGACGCGCACAGGCGCGGGCAACUUUAGUCCCCGUCCUGUUAAAAGUAUAUUUGAACUCUUGUAACUUGAUCCUAGAUUGAUGCCAUGAGUCCGAGUGAAGCUCUCUAGUUUUUCUUAUUUUGCAUUUGAUUAAAACUGUCCCAGACCCCAGGCCCUGGGAGGGCCGGGCGCAGGGUCCGGGGUAGGGUUAGGAUUCUGUUUGUUGACACACGUUCACUUUUGUUUACGUUCACAUAAUGCCCCCAAUACCUAGACGAAAACGAUUAUCCCAUAAAAAAACAGAACCCGUUAUGCCUCAGGAAAAGCAAAAAAAGCUUUUCUUCCUGCACGACGCAGCGCAAAACAGAAUGAAAUUUCAUGUUCUUUAGCCUCUACAACCUCUACUAAUAAUGAGGAAAUUAUCCAGACUUCACUUGGGAACCACCAUGGGGAUGGGGAUACUGAAUGUCCUGAACAGGAACAGAUGCCGGAAGAAAUUUAUGUAAGUCUUCCCUCAGCAUCACCACCUACUAGCCCAGUUCCGUCAAGCACCUUUAAUGGAGAAAAUGAUUGCUUAAUUUCUCCAACUACUGGUGUCUUGAGGAGUAGAAAUAACAUUUUUUUCAAUGAUGAGGUGUCUGCUGAGGAAGCACCCAUAAAAAAGUCCCUAGCCGUUCCUCUGGUUCUACUAGAUACUCCUGAAGCUAGUGCAAAUGACAAUAACAUCACAUCCUUUUCUUGUGGUGCAUUAAGAGAGAUAAGGCUGGAACCAUCCAUACCUUCCAUACCUAGCGGAACAUCCUCAUCAGGGAACUUUCCAAAUCCCCUUGUGAAGUUAAAGUUGAAGCUGACCCCAGAAAACAAUACUGAUGAAGUGUUCACUGUAUCAGAUAUGUGUCUCGUGGAUACAGUACACUCAGAAACGCCUUCCCCCACUCCUGAAGAAAUGGUCACCAAUACUCCAGAAAUACCACUCUUCAAUCAAGACAGUCCAUUUUGGGCUGUGCUGGACAGAUUGCGCCUUCAAAUGUUUAAAACAUGGGAGGUUUCAUUACCUGGAACAAAUAACUCCUUUAUUUUAAGGAAGACCGCAUCUGAGGAAUUUUGGGGUGUAGUCCAAAGAAGUGUUUCCAUAAAUGUGGAUGGAACAGUGCAAUUGGUAGUGCAUAACCAUUAUAUUGCCUUGGAUCAUCCAAUUUGGCAAGAAUUACCAUGCAGGGUGUGUCUUACCGAUCGGGAAUCAGUUAAUGACUUUGUGCAGUAUGUACUUGAGGUUGUCAAUGUCAUUCGCUGUAAUAUAGUAUGCAUGGGAAUUCCAGAGCCAGAAUGUGCCCGUCUUGCUGCAAAGAACGCUGGCUUGGUAUUUGACUGUAAUUCUUUCAAAGAAACCAGGUAUACAGUGACAUAUAGAUCAGUGAAUUGCGAAAUAUUGUUGUCAACGAAAAUCAAAGUGAAAAGAUACUGCUCUGCCUGUGCUCCAAUUAGAGGCUCAAUACUUCGACGGCUUAAAAAUAAAGAGCAAGAACCUGAGCUGAAUGCCAAUGUCAAAAAGAGAAGUAGGUCCACUCAGACUAUAGACCCUCUUCAGAAGAAUCGUGUUGUGUGGCAAGAAUGAGAGACAUUGUGUUCAAUAAUUACACUAUAAUAUGGCAGGCCACUGCAAAACACUAGCACUCCUUUUUGAAGUCAUGAACGAUUUAUGUUAUCUCCUACCAAUACCAAGUAUUUCUGUUAUUUAUGAUCACCCACCCACCCAAGCAGAAACAUCAAAAUAGGAUACUACGACUGCAGCCAAGGGUGGCAGACUUGACACUUACAGUACAACUUCAGGACCGCCGCCGGCCACAGCCCAAGUGUGGGAAAAAAGGAUCCAGGAUCUUUUAUUCAUGUGGGUUUUUUAAUUGUUACUUUCCUUGGUUAAAUGACAGACAUUUUAUUUGAAUUGUACUACAAACAGCUUUAGUUCGUAAGUUGGAUUAGACUUCUGCUGAAGUA